This is a messenger RNA of Carica papaya (papaya), 2831 nucleotides long. Its product is annotated as cation/H(+) antiporter 18. The record is from RefSeq and is a predicted model, not a curated record. Lineage: Eukaryota; Viridiplantae; Streptophyta; Magnoliopsida; Brassicales; Caricaceae. Gene Ontology annotation, biological process: proton transmembrane transport; regulation of pH. Gene Ontology annotation, molecular function: antiporter activity. Gene Ontology annotation, cellular component: membrane; endomembrane system.
CGUCACCUUCGGACCUCUCUCUGUCUCUCGAAGCUCUUUCUAAUCUCUUCCUCUGAUUUUCUUCUUUCAAAUCCGAAUAAGUCAGAGAGUUUCCUGUCUGAUUUCUCAGAUUUUGACGUCAUUGCAGGUUCAGGGACUAGGUUGAGAAUCGAAACCUUGUUAAUCGAAAAUGGCAUCAAAUGCUACAGCUGCAAAACCAUGCCCUUCCUCCAUGAAAGCUACGUCUAAUGGAGUCUUUCAGGGAGACAACCCUCUUGAUUUUGCACUCCCUCUUCUCAUCUUGCAGAUAUGUCUUGUCCUCUUACUUACUCGCGUUCUCGCUAUUCUUCUAAGGCCUUUAAAGCAGCCUCGCGUGAUUGCCGAGAUUGUGGGAGGAAUACUACUAGGGCCUUCAGCUUUGGGUAGAAGUACCAAGUAUCUGCAGGCAGUUUUCCCACCGAAAAGCCUCACAGUGUUGGAUACCAUAGCCAAUCUUGGUCUCCUCUUCUUUCUAUUCCUUGUAGGCCUGGAACUAGAUCCAGCAUCCCUUCGUCGAACUGGGAAGAAAGCUCUAAGCAUAGCUAUCGUUGGAAUUAGCCUUCCUUUUAUUUUCGGGAUAGGGACAUCUUUUGUUCUUCGUGCAACUAUCUCUAAAGGAGUAGAUAAUGGUCCUUUCCUUGUAUUCAUGGGAGUUGCCCUUUCCAUCACUGCUUUCCCUGUCUUGGCUCGUAUCUUGGCCGAGCUUAAGCUUUUAACCACAGACGUCGGCCAAAUGGCCAUGUCUGCAGCCGCUGUCAAUGAUGUGGCUGCUUGGAUUCUACUUGCUCUUGCAAUUGCCCUGUCUGGAAGUGGCCAUCCUCUUGUGUCCUUAUGGGUUUUCUUGACGGGGUCUACCUUUGUUUUUUGUUGUAUACUUGCUGUGCCUCGCAUUUUUAAAUGGAUGGCACAACGUUGUACAGAGGGUGAGCCUGUGAACGAGCUGUAUAUAUGUGCAACUUUGGCUGCUGUUUUGGCAGCUGGAUUUAUCACCGACACUAUUGGAAUUCAUGCUCUUUUUGGUGCUUUUGUGAUUGGUGUUCUUGUUCCAAAAGAAGGACCCUUUGCUAAUGCUCUUGUUGAAAAAGUAGAGGAUCUUGUUUCUGGUCUUUUCUUACCUUUGUAUUUUGUUUCAAGUGGAUUGAAGACUAAUGUAGCUACCAUUCAAGGGCUACAGUCUUGGGGUCUCUUAGUUUUGGUCAUACUUACUGCUUGUUGCGGAAAGAUUGCUGGCACAGUGGGUAUUUCUGUCUGGUGUAAAGUACCUUUUAAGGAGGCUUUAGCUCUGGGAUUCUUAAUGAAUACCAAAGGCUUGGUGGAGCUCAUUGUCCUCAACAUUGGCAAAGACAGAAAGGUGUUAAACGAUCAAACAUUUGCCAUCAUGGUUCUUAUGGCUAUUUUCACAACCUUCAUCACAACACCUUUGGUUAUGGCUGUGUAUAAGCCAGCUAAAGCAGCGAGUAAAGAAGAUUACAGACACAGAACAAUUAAAAGAAAAGAUUCACACACUCAGCUACGGCUUCUGGCUUGUUUCCACAGCCCAAGGAAUGUGCCAACAUUGAUUAACCUCAUAGAGGCUUCGCGCGGGCUGGACAGAAAAGGAGGAUUAUGUGUGUAUGCAAUGCACCUGAUGGAGCUAUCAGAAAGAUCAUCUGCAAUACUAAUGGUCCAUAAGGCAAGGAAAAACGGUCUGCCCUUUUGGAAUAAGAACAAGCUUCAAUCAAACUCCGAUACAAUCGUGGUGGCUUUCGAAGCUUUCAGGCAACUAAGCGGAGUAUCUAUCCGUCCAAUGACAGCAAUCUCUUCAAUGACAAACAUCGAUGAAGACAUCUGCGCUAGUGCUGAAAAGAAAAGAGCGGCCAUGAUAAUCCUCCCCUUCCACAAACACCAGAAGUUCGAUGGGACUUUGGAGACAACUAGAACCGAGUUUCGUUGGGUUAACAAGAGGGUUCUUGAGCGUGCACCCUGCUCGGUUGGGAUCUUAGUUGAUCGCGGACUCGGUGGAGGAAUUCACAUAUCUGCAAGUAAUCUUUCUUCUGAAAUCACUGUCCUAUUCUUCGGCGGACACGACGAUCAUGAAGCUCUUUCUUACGCAAUGCGCAUGGCAGAGCACCCUGGCAUAAGUUUAACAGUGGUUCACAUCUUGCCAACUCCUGAAUUCGUCAAGGAAAAUGUAAAUGUUGACAUACAAGAAGACUCCAACGCUGCUGCUUCAUCAGGAUCUGAUGAACAAUUCCUUGCUGAACUGAAGGAGAUGAAGAAUGAACACGAGAUUAAAUAUGAAGAAAAAUAUGUCAAUAAUGGUGCAGAAACUGUUGAAGCCAUUAAACUAUGGAGUAGAUGUAAUCUCUUCUUGGUUGGUCGAAUGCCUUCAGGCCAGGUUGCUGCAGGAUUGACUGCCACAGGCGAUUGUCCAGAGCUAGGACCCGUAGGAAACUUGUUAACUUCGAAUGAUUUCUCAUCGUCUUCUGCAUCUGUCUUGGUGGUGCAACAGUAUAGUUCUGAUCAAUCUGUUCGAUCAUCUCCUUAUCUUUCUGGUCAUUCUGAAAGCAGCAGCAGCUAAUCUACAACUGCCAUGAUGGAGAUUACUAAUACUUCAAAAGCUUCAGAUCGCUCAGUUGGGUACAUACAAACAAGAACACCUUUACUUAAAACAGAUAUCAUACAAACUAGUAUGAUUUUCUUUUUAGCCAGUUACAGUAGCAGAGCUGUUAGAAUGAACCGGUACAUGUAAUGAAUUUUAGUAUGGUGUUGAAGUUGUUGAAAUUGAAGCCAUAUGUUACUUUAAUGAAAAUUCGCCGCAGUGUUGAAUUAGC